ACCUCCUUAGCCAUAAACAAAAUCAGUUUGAAUACAAAGCUUGGGUUUUCUUUCAGAAAUGACGAACACAAAGCUUCUUCUUUUUCCAAAAUUUAUAACCAAAGUUUCUUCAAUAUCCAAUAAAUUCUUCUCUUCAAAUUCCAAUGAUCCAAAUUUACAACUCACAAAACUCAAGUUACUACUUCAACAAGGCCAAAUUCAACCUGCUCAAAAUCUAAUCAAAACCCUAAUCAAUUCCAACAACCCCAUUGACUGGAAACCAUUCAUUGGUCAAAAAGAUUCAAUCUUUAAUAAUCUUGAAUCAUUUAAUUUACUUCUUGAAUGUUUAGUUUCUUGUCGCAGAUACAAUAAUGUAUUAUCUUUAUUUGAUUAUGUUAAUCAUUUGGGAAUUAGGGUUGAUAAGUUUACAUUUGGAAAAGCUGUACAAUCAGCAGUUCAGAUUGGGGAAAUGAAAAGGGCUUUGGAAUUGAUGGAUUUUAUGAAAAGGGAUGGUGGAGUGGGGGUUAGUAAGUUUGUUUAUAAUGUUUUGAUUGAUUGGUUUUGUAAAGAAAGGCGUUUGGUUGAUGCACGCAAACUGUUUGAUGAAAUGUCUGAGAGAGGUGUUGUUGCUAGUCAUGUUACAUUUAAUACUUUGAUUGAUGGGUAUUGUAAAGUUGGGGAUUUGGAUGAGGCGUUUCGGGUGAGGGAGUUGAUGAAGGAGAGGAAGGUGGAUGCGAAUGUUGUUACGUUUAAUGUUUUGCUUAAAGGGUUGUGUACAGGGAAGAGGAUGGAUGAGGCUAAGAUGGUUUGGGACGAUAUGAAAGUGAAUGGGUUUGUACCAGAUGGGUAUAGUUAUAGUUCUAUGUUUAACGGGUUUAGUAGGUCCGGGGAUUUGGAUGCUAUGAUGGCUUUGUUUGAAGAGAUGGAUAAGGAUGGCGUGCGUAUAAAUGAGUACACUUGUGGGAUUUUGUUGAAUGGGUUGUGUAGUGGAGGGAAAAGUGAUAAAGCUGAGGAGAUUUUGGCGAAGCUGUUGGAGAAAGGAAUGGUGCCUAAUGAGGUGAUAUGGAAUACGAUUGUUGAUGGUCAUUGUAAGGAGGGUCACAUAGAAAAGGCGCUUUCAGUGAUUGAGAGAAUGAAAUCACAUGGGUUGAAUCCGAGUUGCAGCACUUUGAAUCCGGUGAUUAAGCGGUAUUGUCAGUCUGGGAAUCUUGUUGAGGCAGAAAAGUAUAUAAAAAGAAUGUCGGAUAUGAGAGUUUCACCAAAUGUGGUGACGUAUAACAUACUACUUGACGGUCUUGGGCGGAAACUUCAGUUUGAUAAAUGUUUCCAGAUUCUUGAGGAAAUGGAAAGUAAUGGCUUAAAGCCAGGUAUCAUAAGUUAUGGUUCUCUGAUUAACCAAUUGUGCAAGGACAGAAGGCUUGUUGAAGCUCAAGUGGUUUUCACAGAUAUGAUAGGUAGAGGUAUUAUGCCAAAUGCAAAUGUGUAUAAUAUGCUCAUUAAUGGGUACUGCAAUGGAGGGAAAAUGGAAGAUGCUGUCAAGAUUCUUGAUGGAAUGCUAACUAAUGAAAUAGCUCCAACAUUGGUUACGUACAAUACACUGAUAAACGGCCUCUGCAAAAAAGGAAGGGUUGAGGAAGCAGAAGAACUUGCCUCAAAAAUCACGAUUGGAGGUCUUAAACAAGAUGCAAUAACAUAUAAUUGCUUAAUCUCUGGCUAUUCAUUAAAGCAAGACAGUCGCAAGUGUUUAGAGUUAUAUGAGAAAAUGAAAGAAUUAGGAAUCAAGCCCACCAUCAAUACAUUUCAUCCACUAAUUUCUGGAUGUUUGAAUGAGGGUAUAACAAUGAUAGAGAAACUCAUCAAUGACAUGUCACAGAUGAAGUUAAGUUUUGACCGUGUAAUAUAUAAUGAACUGAUUCGUUUUUAUGCAGAACAUGGUUUUGUAGAGAAAACAUAUGCAUUCUAUCAUGAGAUGGUUGAUAAUGGAAUUCUUCCUGAUAGAAUGGCAUACAAUAGCUUGAUCAUUGGAUAUUUAAAACAGGGAAAGGUUUCUGAAUCAAAGGAUCUUGUUGAUAAAAUGAAGGCAACAGGAUUGGUUCCUAAAGCGGAUACUUACGAAACUAUGAUAAAGGGUCUUUGUGAUAUCAAGAUAUAUAGUGAAGCGUAUAUUUGGUACAGGGAAAUGGUUGGGAAGGGUUUUUUGCCUAGUGUGAAUGCUGCUAGUGAGCUUCUCACGGGUCUUAGAAAGGAAGGAAGGCUACCAGAGGUCCAAAUUAUGUACUCUGAAAUGAGUGCCAAAGGAUUAGAUUAUUUGGGUGCAAAUGAGGAUCUUUGUGUUGCUUCAAAGUUGUAGAUAGAGGUAAGGUGUAAUUAGUUUUCUUCAAGAAUAACUUUCUUGUGAAGUUGUUUCUACAUAUACUUGAUAUCUUUACCCAUUUAGGUGUAAUUAUAGCAAUUUUUUGUGUCCGUGAGGAGCUUUGUAUGUAUUGUUGUCCCAUAUUAUUGGUUCAUUUGUUACGGUCAAGCAAGAAGGCUGAUGUUAAACAUUGAAUUUGGAAGUUUGACUAUGUAAGUUUGAUCAUCUGGUGAUGUAGGAUUGUAGGUGUUGUGGGUUUUAAUGUUUUAUACAGCACCAACACUACAGUAGUUUCAACAUUUGUCUCCAGAAACUGUUUUUGUAUCCGAAAAGAUAUAAAUAUGGUAGAUAAGUUUAAAUGUUAUGUGAUCAUUAACUUAUCAAAAGAUAGUAGGACAUGUUUUGAACAGUUGUAGGAAUAAAUUGGUGAAAGGCCCUUCUAUUGGAUAGUUAUGUUCUAUGCUAUUACUAAAUUGUGGGUUGCAAUCUUAGCUUGGAUGUCUGUGGAUGUGGCCAAGCAUAAAAUAUGGACAUUAAGGUCUAUAUCUAUGAUCAUUAAUAUUUUCAGAGGCUUGCACUUGGAGAUAUCGCAUGCACUGCUAGACAGACAUUCCUCAUGUACUACAUAUAUAAGAUUUUAACUCAAAUCGAGUUGUUUGAAUGUGGAUGUUGUCAAUUCUCAUAGAUUACCCAUUAGGUUUUGAGCUGCUGUAUUACUGGUCUAAGUACAUGCAAUAAUUCAUAGAGUUUGUGCCUUUGCGGUUCAAGUUUGUCUAUAGGCUUCCACAGAGGCCGCAUCAGAGGAAAAAGAGGUGGGCGUUUAGAGUCGUUGACAUUUGGAAGUGAAUAUUUUGAUGAUAUCAAUAUAGCAAAAGAAAAGAGUUGAAUCAUGUGGAGUUGAAGGUGCUAUCCAAGAGCCAGCCUGAACAGUCUUUAGUGGAGCAUGGCUUCACCAUGAAGUUGGAAUGUUGAAUUACGAAGACACUUCCAAGAUCAGUGGAGAGUGUGAAGCAUGAUGCAAGUGAGUAUAAUAUUUGGACUCUUGGCAUUUUGUGCUAUGAAUUUCUCACUGGUCUUUCUCUCUUAAAAGCUAAAGAGCACUCCGAUGAUUACAGAAGAAUCCUGCAAGUAGAUUUAAAGCCCUCUCCGAAACGUGUAGUUUGUGUGCCUGGAAAAGACCUCAUUAGUCAGGUUUCACCAUUUUCUUUCGUUUUCUUCUGAUAAUUUUAGAAAUUUGUAUUGUGAUCACAUAUUUACAUAUACUUAAGCUACAAGCAGCAAAAAUGGAAAGGGGAACAAAUGCUUUAAGUUACACAUAUUGUAUGCAGCUAUUUAGUUUAAUCAUAUGUGUCUAUGAUGCUUGUUGGUGAUACUUUGAAGGGUAUACCACUACACAAGCUACUUGAAUGCCCAUUAAUUAUCGACAACACCAACCCUUCAAGGGUAUACAAAGGUUAAUAACCCGACUCAAGUUUAAUUCCAUAGCACAAGGAAAUCUUAUUGAGCUAUACAAAUAAUAAUUUCAUCUAUAAAGUACAUAUAGAAGGCAAGCACUUGUCAUUCCUAUGCCUGUAUUAGUGUUGUUCCAUCAUGUUUGAUUAAUUGGGUCCUUUUUGAAUACCUUGCUUUAGACCGGCUAGAAUGUGAAUAAUAUAAAUAGUUUCACUAUAUUUUUAAGUUUAGCUGUUUCUACUAACUAGAUUCAUAUGUAGUUACUAUAAUUAGACAUAAGAAACCGAAUGAGUUUUUAUAUUGAUUCCCUCGGCUCUAACAACAUGCACAAGAACACAAAUGCAUAUAUAAUUAGUAUAAUCAAAUAUACACUUCUAGGAUAGAAGAAAGAAAAAGGGAAAAACACAAUAGUACAAUAUGCAAUAAGUCGUGAAUGCCUAGAGUUUUUAUUCAAUAGAGCCACUUAGCCAUCAACUGUUAAACCAGUCACUAGCUGCAGCCUAAGCAUCUGAACAGACUGGUGCAUUCAAAACUGCUUCCUACAUUGACCGAACCGUUCAGAUGGUCAAUCAGAUUCACAAGGCACUCGAGCAUGUCAAAAUCUUGUUUCUCAGUUUUUACCUGAACUCCUACUGCUUUGUCUUUCCAACAACUGUGACCCUGGUUCUUCCGCUCUCUGAAAUUCAAUCAAUUCUGUUGGUCUUAAAAAGCUUGGCUGAUUUGUGGACGCAAGUACCCUUGCCCACAUUCUAUCGGUGAUCACAACUUUAUUAGGAUGAUCCACUAUACGCUGCAUGUUAAGAAACACCAUGAAAUGUGUCGCUAAGAAAUCAACAGCAGAUAAUAAACUGAAAGAUAUUGAGCAAAUGGAGGGUUUUGUGCCAAUAAAAGAUGUUAAAGUGUUAGGUCUAACUCUCAAAGCUUGCUUUUUAAUUGAAUGUUUACUUUCCAAACUACCAUCCUUGGGUAUUUGUUAAUAAGCAAUCAUAUGUAUGCUAACUUCAACGAAACCGAAAGAUAAGGAGGAGCGUUUUGGAUGGCAAGUACCUAGUAAGCAAGUACAUGUUUAUUUUAGUGGGAAAUCGUAGUACAUGCGUUAAAAGUUAAUUGUGGAAAAGAUAUAUUUGCCCCAUAUGUGAUGAACACAACUUAAAUCAACCCAAUUCAAAGUAAAUAGGUCAAGAUUGCAUCCUCUUUUGAUAAGGAAAUACGUUUUUGUAAAGAAUGCAAAAAUACAAGAAAAAACUUCAAUAUGUAAGAAUGUAAACUUCAAUCUUACCAGAGUAAGACCCUUUUACCCAAAAGAAUGAUAAACUUUUGUACGGUUGAACCGAAAGUAUUUAUAUACAACGGAUAUCUGUUCUUUGUGUUUACAUCUUCACAGUUUAGCCAAAUUGCAUCUUUUUACAAGAUUCAGAGUUUCAUUCUGAUGCAUCUUCACAGUUUAGCCAAAUUGCAUCUUUGUGUUUACAUCUUCACAGUUUAGAGUGGUGGUAUAGGGUUAACUUACAUUGAAUGGAAUAUAUGUUUGUCGACCAUGCACAAGCCCGGUAAUGAAACCGGUGAACCCUGCCAUGGCUCCAUGAACACAGCUUUGAGCAAGUAGAGUACAGUAGAUGUUGUCAGAUGCAUUACUUGGAACGGCACGGAUCAUGUAGGUAGGAUCUGCAUCGUUUGACCAAUUGUGUUGGUUAUAAUGAAUUCUAUGUCAAUUUUCAUAGAAGAAAAAUGUAGAGUACACGUGGCUAUUUCGACUGCUGUACUUGUUAAAUUUGGGUUAUGGGUUAUCUUUGACGGGUCAAAUAAUAAAAAUGUUUGUGGAUCAA
Molecule: messenger RNA, 5610 nt
Organism: Erigeron canadensis
Lineage: Eukaryota; Viridiplantae; Streptophyta; Magnoliopsida; Asterales; Asteraceae
Product: pentatricopeptide repeat-containing protein At5g12100, mitochondrial
Exons: 5
Coding region: 59-2329 (756 amino acids)
Molecular function (GO): protein binding
Source: RefSeq, a predicted model, not a curated record